CUUGAGGGCAUAGGUGUGAUCAGUUAUGGAAAUAUUGCAGCCCGGACAUAGGCUGAUUGUCUUGGGGACUAUCUAUAUGUCGGUCCUAAUGCGCGGCGAUGCUGGUCGAUGCUUUCCUGUUGUCACCCCCGAAUGCCAAGAUAAAACACACAACCAAGAGAAUGGUGUACCUUCUGGUGUACCAGAGAUAAACCAUGGUGGACUCUUACCAGACGCACAAUAUAUACCCCGGCCAGGGGAAAACCAGGGGGGAGACUUACCAGACAGACAAUUUAUACCGCCACCAGUUGGAGACUAUGGUGUACCCCCAGCGGAUGGAAACUAUGGUAUACCCCCAGCGGAUGGAAACUAUGGUAUACCCCAACAGGAUGGAAACUAUGGUACACCCCCACAAAAUGGAAAAGAUCCAAAGUGCUUUUAUGUGCGUAUUCGGGAGGACUUUCAACAUCCACCAGACUAUCCAGAAUAUGUCGACAUACCCGACGGUCAUUCGGUAUAUGAGAGAGCAGGUCAUAGGGAACGCGAUCGGAUGCAAGUGCCAGAUCCCUAUUGGGUUCGGCCACCAAAACACAAAAUACGGAAAAAGGAAAUUUAGAAAAGGAAAGAUAAGCCACAGAAGUAGCAGCACGAAGUCACGUAGAAAAUCAAAAUCAAGGAAGCAUCCAAAAAGAUAAGUGGAUCGCUCAUCAAAAUAAUAAAAGAAACACGGAUAAACAUAAACAGAACGGUCUAGAAAGCCCCAGGGGGACUCUGAAAUAUAUAUUUUGCCUUGCAAUAAUUUAUUUUUAGCCUGAUUGAAUUUUCAACAUAAAAACGAUCGCUGGCGUUUUAGUUUUUGUAUACGAUGUGCGAAAAAUCAAUCAUAAUGAAAGUAAAUGUAUAUAUUUUAACAACUAUCAGUUCUUAAAUCAUUUUUAAAAGACUCUCGACAUCAUCCAAUAUAUAUAGGAAUAUUC
This is a messenger RNA of Drosophila subobscura, 956 nucleotides long. RefSeq lists its product as uncharacterized. The record is from RefSeq and is a predicted model, not a curated record. Lineage: Eukaryota; Metazoa; Arthropoda; Insecta; Diptera; Drosophilidae. The coding region runs from base 26 to 595 and encodes 189 amino acids. The transcript has 2 exons.